This is a messenger RNA of Doryrhamphus excisus (bluestripe pipefish), 6121 nucleotides long. Lineage: Eukaryota; Metazoa; Chordata; Actinopteri; Syngnathiformes; Syngnathidae. The record is from RefSeq and is a predicted model, not a curated record.
GAGGCUUUACGCGACGUUUUUCCAGCACGGCGUUCAGAAAGACAGCUCAACCAGUGAGGAGCCUCAGACUCACUUGAGCGUGGAGGACCUGCAAGCACGCGACGGCGACGCCUCGGGAGAUAGAAACAAACACCAUUAAAGGGCCAUAAGGGGGCCAUUAAAGUGCCUUGGAGUGGCAGGGGACAUCACCUUACGUAAGAAUACGGAAGCCAUAAAAGCCGAGAGUGGAAGCAAAAGUACCGCUUUUAUUCAAUGACAUCUUGUAUGCUGGAAGCUUGGUCAUACCCCCCUGCGCUAAGAACGUUAAAAAAACAGCAGAUGAAAGGAGUGCAUAGUGACAGUUGCCGGGGGGGCAAAUUCAAUCUACAUUGGGACCUCGUCCAUCCAAGGUCCAACUUAAACUGAAUUUUAUCUAUCCAUCCAUUUUCUAUACUGCUUAUCCUCAUGGCCUGGUCGCCAUCCAAUCACAGGGCACAUAUACUUUAUUAUUUCAUGAAUUCUUUUAAAACUUUAAUUUUUUUAUUUCAGUUUCUUACUGGUGGACCAAUGCAAUAUUUUUUUCACAUGUUCUGUUUUAUAUUUACUUCAUUUGAUUUUUUUUUUAUUUUUAUUAAACUUUUUCAAAUUGUGUGUAUAGAUUUUUUUAAAUUGAAGUUUAAUUUAACUGAAUUUUCUGCAGUCAUUUUAUUUUAUUAUUAAGAUUGUUUUUCCUUGUAUGUUUAGUUCUUUUGUUAAUUGAAUUGAAUAGUUUUUUCAUGAGUUUUUAUUUCCUUAUAAAUGGUAUAUAUAUAAUAUACAUGGAUUGGCGUUUGUGGGCGUUUGUGGGCGUUUUGCUCGUUGCCGCGUGACUGUCGACAUUUUGUUGCAUUAGAAGUUUGCCACGUGUUGUCUGAAGGAGGUUUGGUGGACUGAACUUUUUCUGGAAUGUGAAGUCAAUUUCACCAAAAAAGGGGGGCUGCAACAGUCCCCUCGUGGGCGGCCGGUGAGUUGCUCCCUCCUCCACUACGUUCUAUUAUACUUGGCCACUAUACAGUGGACACUUGGUACACUCGUUCUGGUUCUGGUUCUCGUCUCCUUCUCAUUCUGGUUCUGGUUGUUUUCCAACAGCAAACAAUGUAUAAUCCCCCAAUCUCACUAUAAACUGACCACAAUGAUCGGGUAUGAGAAGCGUUGCACCCACAUCUCCAUCAGCUUCAUGUCGAUGAUAAAACAAAGGCGUGUGAGAUCCGGGGAAGCUGGUCAAGUACUUCAGCCGCCAGCUGUCCUGCAAGUGCAAAGUGGCCUUAGAGGAGCGAAGCACCGAGCUGGAGGACUUCCCUCGCCUCGGGCACUGGUUCCGUAUCGUCAACCUGAGGAAGGAGGUCACGCAGGUGGGGCCAACAGUCCUAACGGGAUAUGAGCCCGGGCGAGGUGACUCUGGAGGGUCUGCUGGACAUGAGCGAGCAACAAGUGUUUGAGCUCCUGCAAAAGUUUGGCGCCAACCAGGAAGAAUGCGCCCGACUCAACGCCUCGCUGUCCAGCCUCCGGAAGGCCCACCAGCUGGAGCAACUUGAGGAGGAUAGGUUGCACAGUAACGGAGGGAGCCAGACCAAGCAGGACUGGUCCAUCCAGUGGCCUACCUCCGAGUCGGGCAAGGAGAACACCCCCGUGGGUCAGCCAGAGGCAAGCCAGUGGAUCCGCUUCCAGCUGUCCCAAAGCCCCAAGGUCCAGUCCAAGUCCAACCAGCACAUGUGCCACAGCCUCCAGGCCCCGGCGCCCCCUCUGUACACAGAUCGACUGACCGUGGACAGCCCCUCCACGGGACUCCUGCCCACCCUGGACUCUGGUCCCCGCUCGCUACCCCCAUCGCCUCGCCAGAGACAUUUUGGCCACACGCCUCCUCGGACUCCCCUGGUGUUCAACACCAUGACCCCGCCCGGCACUCCGCCCAUGCGGCGAAGGAACAAAGUGAAGGCCCCGGGAACGCCGCCGCCGCCCAGUCGCAAGCUGAUCCACCUACUGCCGGGCUUCACCGCCCUGCACCGCAGCAAAUCCCACGAGUUCCAGCUGGGGAACCGCUUGGACGACGCGCAGAUGCCAAAAGCCAAGAAGAAGACCAAGCCCCUGAACCUUAAGAUCCACAGCAGCGUGGGAAGCUGUGAGAACCUGCCCACGCAGCGCUCACCCCUGCACACCGAGCGCUCCCUGAGGUCCUUCUUCUUCCCCUCCUUCGUCCCAUCCACGCCUCCUGUGCACGCCGAAACGCCCUCUGCAAACACCCUCUCAGUGCCUCGCUGGUCCCCGCAGAUCCCCCGAAGAGAUCUUGGAAACUCCAUAAAACACAGGUUUUCCACCAAGUACUGGAUGUCCCAGACCUGCACGGUGUGUGCAAAGGGAAUGCUCUUUGGACUCAAAUGUAAAAACUGCAAGCUGAAGUGCCACAACAAAUGCACCAAAGAAGCCCCGCCCUGCCAUUUGCUGAUCAUCCAACGAGGCGGCAGAGAGUCCCUGAAAGACCACCCAGGGAUGAGUCCAGUCGCUCGCCUGGUGCGGACCGAGUCGGUGCCGUGCGACAUCAACAACCCGCUCAGGUACGCCGACCUGCACGUCAGCCAGACGCUGCCCAAAACCAACAGAAUCAACAAGGACCACAUCUCCGUCCCCUACCAGCCAGACUCCAGCAGCAAUCCGUCGUCCACCACCUCCUCCACCCCGUCCUCUCCGGCCCCUCCCCUGCCCAGCAGCGCCACGCCCCCCUCGCCGCUGCACCCCUCCCCGCAGUCUGCCCGGCAACAGAAGCAGUUCAAUCUGACAGCGUCCAGUUACUUCAAGUACAAACAGCAGUUCAUAUUUCCAGACGUGACCCCGGAGGUUCCUCAAAGCAGAGCGCCGCAAGUCAUCCUGCACCCCGUCCUGUCGGAGCCCGGCAACGAGGGGAAUCCUUUACUUCAAAUUGAAGUGGAGCCGACAUCUGACAACGAGGACGCCAACGACGAGGAGUCAGGCGACGAGUUUGAGGAGAUGAACCUGUCGCUGUUGUCGGCGCGCAACUUCCCCCGCAAGGCCAGCCAGACCAGCAUUUUCCUGCAGGAGUGGGACAUCCCCUUCGAGCAGCUGGAGAUGGGCGAGAUGAUCGGCAAGGGACGCUUUGGAAAGGUGUUCCACGGCCGCUGGCAUGGCGAGGUGGCCAUCCGCCUCAUCGACAUCGAGCGCGACAACGAAGACCAGCUGAAGGCCUUCAAGCGUGAGGUUAUGGCCUACCGCAACACCCGCCACGAGAACGUGGUCCUCUUCAUGGGGGCCUGCAUGAGCCCCCCACACUUGGCCAUCAUCACCAGUCUGUGCAAAGGCAGGACGCUUUAUUCCGUGGUGAGGGAUGCCAAGGUGGUCCUGGACGUCAACAAGACUCGACAGAUUGCCCAAGAGAUGGUGAAGGGGAUGGGCUACCUCCACGCUAAAGGCAUCCUACACAAGGACAUGAAGUCCAAGAAUGUCUUUUACGACAACGGCAAGGUCGUCAUCACCGAUUUCGGACUCUUCACCAUCUCUGGCGUUCUCCAAGCCGGCAGCCGCAGGGAGGACAAGCUGAGGAUCCCCAACGGAUGGUUGUGUCACCUGGCCCCGGAAAUCAUCCAGCAGCUCUCUCCCGACACCGAGGAGGACAAGCUUCCCUUCUCCAAGCAGUCCGACGUCUUUGCCUUCGGGACCAUCUGGUACGAGCUCCACACACGCGAGUGGCCUUACAAGAGCCAGCCGGCCGAGGUGAUGGUGUGGCAGAUCGGCAGCGGCGUCAAGCCCAACCUGGCCCACAGCGGCAUGGGCAAGGAGAUCCUGGACAUUCUGCUGCUGUGUUGGGCCUUCCAGCAGGACGAGCGUCCCAGCUUCUCCAAGCUGGUGGACUUACUGGAGAAGUUGCCAAAACGGAACCGCCGCCUUUCCCACCCGGGACACUUCUGGAAGUCAGCUGAGUAUGUGAAAUGAGUUGAGGUCCACCAAGACCAACCACAUGAAGACUUGAAAAAGACAACCAUGAAAUGUGGGCAUGCUGGUGUUGGUGCGUGAAUCAAUCUGGCAAUCUGGAGUUCUUUCUUGGAACAGAUGGAGAUGUUGUACAGUUGACUUUUCUUUUCAUGCCUUUCCGUCAUCACAUUAGCAUUAGCAUUACCAUAGCGUACCGCUUGAAUGUGAAAAAGCUAGCUGGUGGCUAGCUUCAUGAUUUUACACGGAGACUGUUCUCCAUCAGCCGUGAGGAAAAACAGCAGACACUUGAAAUGUAGAACUCCUCAUUUACAUGAGCUUGGUGUGGAGUCUUGCUGGAGGUCCAGGCACGGCACAGCAACAGCAUGGCACGGCAACAGCACGGCAACGGCACGGCACGGCGUGCCUUGACUUCCAGCAUGGAGCCGCUGUGGCGUUCCAAAGAAAUACUAACUAGUUCCUUUCACAUCCCAACAUCUCAACUUUCUCCUCAAUCAGACACUUUUUAUUGCUUUUCACACUUUGAUUAUUCAAGUCCAUGUAGGUCUUUUCUAUUAUUAUUAUUAUUAUUAUUAUUAUUAUUAUUAUUAUUAUUAUUAUUAUUAUUAUUAUUAUUAUUAUUAUUAUUAUUAUUUACACCUUAUUCAUAUUUGUAUAUGUUUAUUCAAGUUAUUUUUCUUCAUGAUUGAAGUCAUUUCUAUUUCUAUUUAUUUACAAAGAUUGUUGACAUGUUGAUUUAAGCCAUUUUUCUUUGAAAUAAUGUAAUAAUAAUAAUAAUAAUACAGUAAACCUCGGAUAUAUCGCAUUCAAUUGUUCCCACUGGUUUUGUCCGAUAUAAGCGAAAUCCGUUAUAUGCGUAUACCGGAAAAUGUCCGUUUUACGCAUAUAUCGGAUUUAUAUUCGGUAUAUGCGUAAAUCGGAUUUUAUCCGUUAUAAAAAGGCACUUCCUUGACUAUGUUUCCAAUGUACCUGGACUGGGCAAUGAAAAGAGACGUAAGGUAAUGAGAAUUUAACUUUAUUGGACGAUGCGGCCAUCCGAUAUAUGCGAGGGAAAUUUAAUGGAAAUGCAUUGGAACGGGACUGGAGAUUUUGUCCGAAAUAGGCGAAAUCCGUUAUAAAAAAUCUGAUAUAUGCAAUGAAUUUUUAUUGGAAAUGCAUUACAGAAAAAUCGGUUCUUUUUUAUCUGUCCGUUGUGAGCGAACUUCCGAUAUAUCCGAGUCCGAUAUAUCCGCGGUUUACUGUAAUAACAUUUAUUGAAGGGGUGUUUAUUGCUGUGGAAGGAAGUGAAGGAAACCAGGAAGGAGAUGCUGAGUGAUGCGUACUUUAUGUAGUAAUGAAAUAUCAAGUGUAGUAAAUGAGGAUGUACAGCACGUGUACUGUACUCAGUAAGUCAGUGUAGAGUCAGUACUGUACAUGUGAGUACUGUCGUGUACAGUACAGUACUGCAGGUGUAGAGUGAGUACUGUACAUACACAGAAGAUGGCUAAAAUAUUCUUCAAUGAACAAACCAAGAUAUUAUAGUCAUUUCUUCCUUCCUUCCUUCCAUUCGGUUCAUUUCCUUUUGUAAGAUUUUAUUCCUGUAAAAUUCCCAACACAGUUUUCCUAAACUCCCCAUUCUAGGAAUUGUUUUGCUUUGUUUCUUGUGCUGUUAUGACCUUCUUUGAUGCUACUGAUGACCUUGUCUUUCCUCCUAACUUUCAUCCCAUAAAGUUGAAAACUUUUUCCUGCUAGGAAUGACUUUUUUCUUCAUGUUUGUUUUAUUCUGGCAAAUGGAUGCUUUUUUCCCAGGUUUCCUCUUAUUUUGGUCCUCUGUGGUUCUUCAUGUCUGUGGUUCUCCAUGACGGUGUUCUCCAUGUCCGUGGUUCUCCAUGUCCGUGGUUCUCCUUGUCCGUGGUUCUCCUUGUCCGUGGUUCUCCUUGUCUGUGGUUCUCCAUAGAAGGACUUAGGGCCUUAGAAAGUUUUGGUUGAAACCACGAGAAGACAUGAUGGACAACCAUCAGCAAUUUGACGAGAGUCACGUCCCAAUAGUCGGAGAAAAGACGCAUUCAGAGUUGCUUGGGAGAAUAACGUCAAAUGCGGGCGACAAGCGAUGCUUGCAAACAUUCGCGCUCUGCUGGCUUCCCCCCCAGCUUCCCUCCCAGCUGGUCUCGGGGAGAUUGUGGCU